Molecule: messenger RNA, 4381 nt
Organism: Glycine soja
Lineage: Eukaryota; Viridiplantae; Streptophyta; Magnoliopsida; Fabales; Fabaceae
Exons: 8
Coding region: 106-4041 (1311 amino acids)
Molecular function (GO): nucleic acid binding; ubiquitin binding
Source: RefSeq, a predicted model, not a curated record
AAGCCACUAUCCGUGUCUGACCCGACCCGUUGGAUCCCUAAUUGCCGAGAAGGCGCUGUAAACCCGUGCACUGUGUCCCGAGUCCAGUCCAUUCGUCACUCCCCCAUGGCUUCAGCGGAGCAGCCUCUGAAGAAGCGAAAGCUCUACGAGCCUUUACCAGAACCGCCACCGUCUUCGCCGCCGCCGGAAUCCGAAGCAACCCCUCCCUCUCCGCAAACCCUACCUACGCCGUCCACUCCCUCGCUGUCUCAGGAGGAUAUUCUCGCGAAGCGGCGGAACAAGGAUGAAAUUCGAAGCGUGUACGAAGGCUACAAGCGGAUUAAGCGUUGCUUGCUUCGGAAAGACGCUCGCUCCUCCAUGUCUGAACUCGAACAGAGUUAUCUCGCUCUCAUCACUUCUUCCAGAGGUUGUAUGCGUGUACAAAGAAUUGUGGCAGAUCUUAUUCCUCGGUACGCAUGUCACUGUCCAACUGCUUUGGAAGCUGCAGCUAAAGUUGUCAUUAAUAUGCACAACUUGAGUUUGACAUUGAUCAGCAGAGGAGAGGAUUCCAGUGGUAUUGCAUUUGAAACUGCUAGAGCCUGUAUUUGUGGCCUAGCUGAUGUUUGCUGUGUUGCUUCGUCGGUGGCGCCAACAUCAGCUGUAAUUAGAGGAAUUUGUGCAGCAGUUUUUCAGAAUGUGCUCACCUUUUUUAUAGCCUUAUUUGAAGGAAAGGAUGUCUUACAGAUGGUUGACAAGAAUUUUCUGAAUAUGCAAGAUACCCCUGAGGCCUUUUCUGAGUUGAAACAAAAGGUUUUAGAUGAAGAUGAAUCUUCAUUGACUAAACUGUCCAAGUUGCGUGUGUUAUGUUUACUUUGGAUAUUCUUCUCUUGUCCAAAAGAUUUGCUUGCAGCUUGUUUGGAUCUCUUAGGCUCUGCCACAAAAGAGGGAACUAAUGACGAAGGACAGCAUUUUCUGAGCCUGGUGACUAGCACAUUUGAUGAUGAUAAGGCAGUUCAUCUUUUGGAAAGAGCAAUUGGUGGACCUAAAUCAUGUACAGAUUCUAUUGGGUCAGGCAUCAGAGACAAUGAGGCUGGUGAGACCAUUAUGACUGAAGACAAACAUGCUUCUGGUGGUGAUUCAUCUGUUGGCAAGAGCUGCUUGCUUAUACAGGUCCUUAACAAGGACCCCUCACUGCUGAAAUGGAUGUUGUGUAGAUGUAAGAAGUUACUUGACUUGCUCUCUAAUGCAUCGUUGGAAAUUGCAUCACUAGUGCGAGGAAUUCUUGGAAUGUUUCCUCAGCAAACAGAUUUGGAGGACUGUCAAGCAGAUAGUGAUGAAGAUAAAUCUGAUUCUUCAAUUUACAUGAAUAGCAACUACAUUGUUCCUAGGAUCUCUGAGGAACAUGAAAGCAUUGGUGAAUCAUCUGUAAAAGGCAGCAGUUUGAGAGUUCAUGUUGGUUCUUCUAAUGAUGAUUUUACUGAUAAGGUUUCUGAUAAAUAUGUGAUGGCUCAUAGCUCUGCUGUUUCUCUUGACCAUGCUCCUGCAUUAAAAGUGGGUUUGCUUUAUGAUAAUGGAGUCUCAAAGCCCAUGAGCAUUGGGGUGGGGGAGGAUGGGAAUAUGCCCACACCUAGGGACUCGAUAAGCCAUCAAAUGUUCUCACCUGCAGUUAGAACACCAGUAAACUUUAGGAGCAAUUCAUUUGAAGGUAGAAAUGAUUUCCUGAAUGUAGAGAAAAAUCAAGUCUUAAAUUUCAAUUCACCUCCACUGGGAUCCUCUAGUGGAUCUGUUAGUAAUUCUUUGGCAUCUCCUAAUCAUCAUUUUAUGUCACCAUCUGCUUCAACAAAAGGUCAAAUUGUCUGGUGCUGUGAUGGGGAUCCUGCAGCCAUGGGUAUUGUCUCUGCUUCUAAGCAGCUAUGGAUAGGUUAUGUAGGUCCUGAUGUGCCUGAAAGUCAUAUUAGGUUUCACAUAGAAAGGUUUGGUCCUGUUGAACAAUUUAUUUUCUUUCCAGUAAAAGGAUUUGCCUUGGUUGAGUACAGAAGGAUCGUUGAUGCAAUAAAAACUCGACACUGUUUACCUGGAUGUUUUCCUUGCCAUGUAAAAUUCAUGGAUAUAGGACUUGGCACUAGGGGUGCAAUGAAUGGUGUUGCAGUUGGCUCUAGUUCUCAUAUUUAUGUUGGAAAUAUUCCCAGUCAAUGGGCCAAGGAUGAGAUCAUGCAUGAAACAAGGAAGGUGAUCCACAAGGGUCCUCUUGCAUUCAUCGAUCUUAGCUGUGAGUUUGCAUUACUUAUGGAAUUUGAAUCUCCUGAAGAAGCUACAACUGUCAUGUUGCAUUUGAGACAACUCCGAAGAGAAAGAAGUAACCACAACCAGCAUUUUUGUCCAGGAACAGUUAAUGUUGGAAUUGGGCAUGCUUAUAUGGAUGGUGCAAGGCCUAUACCUGCCCCUCCCCCUCCCCAUCUUGACCUUAAAGUUAACAACCCUGCUGGAUCACCUCAUGCUCGAACUCUAUCAGGGAGCCCCGCUGAUAGCAGUCAAACAAGGAUAUCUCACUUGUCCACCUUACUUGCUUCAUUGCACACAAAGUAUAAUAUUAAUCAAAACCUAGGUCUCAAUGAUAAUUAUAUGACUGGAAAUAAUUGUCCUCCCAUGCGUGAGGAAGAUAUGGUUCCAUCCAGCACUCUGUGCAUAACUAUUCCACGUAGUAGCUCUUUGUUCCUCACAGACGAUGAGUUAAUGGCCAUUUGCAAUCUUGCCAUUGGAAACACUGGAUCCAUUGUGCAGUUGACACAAGCAAACAUGCAGAUGGGAUGUAGUUGGUUUGUUGAAUGUAGUAAUGUUGAUGGUGCAGUUUCUGUUCUAAAGAAUCUCCGUGGUUGUCCAGGAUUGUUCUUUCAGAUAGAAUUCAGCAAACCUGGACAUCAGAAUGCUGUACCAUUUUCAGUUAAACCAGAGAACAAUUCAAUGGAGCUUGUAUCCCCCAGAAUAAAUUCAGAAAAUCAUACUAGUGGAAUACAGGGUGCACCUCUGCUUCAGUCAAACUGGCACUUUCCUGGUUCUACAGAGAUGUCAGAGGUUGGAGCAAGGAAACCUGAUGGUUAUGAUAAUUUGUCACAGGAUCCUCAUCAAGGAGGUAAUGUUCCGCAUUCAUACUCUGGAGCACAUGGACCUUCCAUUCCACCACCACAACAAAUUCAGUCAUUUCCUUUUGUACACCCUGUUUAUGUUCCUCCAAAUGGUCCAUGGGAUUGUCAGGGAAUAAAUAAUCAUUUACCUGUCGGCCAAUUCAGGACAGGAGUAAUGCCAAAUCAUUUUCAUGGUAAUGCUGUUGUCAGUCCUUUUAUUCCUGCUUCAGUAACUCCACUUGCUCAGAUACAAGGAACUCCAAUGCAUCCUUAUAACCAGCAGGUGCCUCCAUCAAUUAUGCCACCACCUUUGUCAUCCUUGCCACCUCCUCAGCCUGAAAUGCCACCUCCACUUCCUCCUUCUCCACCACCUUUACCCCAGGUUCAGCCACCCUUGGUUCCUCCACUGCCUAGUUCUCCUCCUCCCCCUCCUCCUCCGCAACUGCCUGUUCAAGAACCAGUCAAUAUGGAAUGUUCAGGGCAGUCCUUGCAGUAUCAAUGGCAGGGGAAUCUCUGUAAAAGCGGGGUUAAUUACUGUACAAUUUAUGCAAGCAAAGCAGAUUCAAAUAUUUGUCGAUAUUCAAAUGCCAUACCUGAGCCUGCCGAGUGGCCCUCAAAAUUAGACAUGACAAAACGAACAGAUCUUCGACAUGUGAAAUCAACAUUUGCUGCUACUCCAUCUCAUAGAAGGGAAGUGUGCCGUUUGAUUCCAUCUUCCUCUAGUGACCACAGAAGGUUUCAGGAUUUCAUAUCAUACUUGAAGCAGAGGGAUUGUGCUGGGGUUAUUAAAAUCCCAGCUUCAAAAUCCAUAUGGGCAAGGUUGCUGUUCAUUCUCCCCCACUCAAUUGAAACGUGCUCUUUGCUUUCUAUUGCACAUGAUCCGUCAGAUUGCCUCAUUGCUUUGGUUCUUCCCAAAGAAACAAACUUUGACUGGAUAUAAUAGGUGUACUUUAUCAAAAAUAAAAUCAUAGAGCUAAGCCGGCAGUGGAGCUGAAGGCACAUUUUGUAUGCCCGGAAUAUAUGUAAAUAUUUUAUGCUGUUUGCUUUUGUAAAGUUUCUUUCUGGUGAGUAGCAGACACGGAAAUUUGGGGUUUGCCUAGGUGUAUUUCUGUUUGUUGUAGAUCUACUGAUGCUGAUGUGAUUUUUUUUUUUGUAGAUCCAAAAAAAAAAUCCCUCCAUGUUGGUCUACAAUCUGCCGAACUCUUUCUUCAGCUGAAUAAACUCAAAUUACUUCCCAAUUGUAUCGGUCAAUAUCUAUCUACACGAUUCUAAAUUUUGAU